AUGUCCCAGAAGCAAAUACGCGCUGUUCGCGAUGAGGAACCUCCCAUCUUAGCACUGGAUCCGAAAAAACCGAAACCCCAAGGCAAAAUACGUCCACUCGGUCCGAGGAAACCUGACUCGAAAAAUGGGAAGCACUGUCCUAGGUGUGGCAAAGACCCUCAGCACGACUGGAAUCAAGGAAAAUGUAUGUACCGCCCUGGGAUCCAUACGCUCCUACUGUGAGAAGCCAGACCAUUGGUUAGCAGUGUGCAAUCGCCGCCUUCGUGUACACAAGGUUGACACCAGCUCAGAUGACGAUUCAUUUACAGAGGUGCUACACAUCCAUAUGACUCAGCCUGCCGAUAUCAUACCAGAUGACAAAAGGACCACAAGAUUCAGAGGGGAAAACAAACUAAUCAAGUUCAAAAUUGACACGGGUGCCCACUGCAACACACUUAUCCUUUCUGACAACCAGAAGAUCCAACACGAGGGCGAACUCAAAAGAUAA
Molecule: messenger RNA, 487 nt
Organism: Pocillopora meandrina
Lineage: Eukaryota; Metazoa; Cnidaria; Anthozoa; Scleractinia; Pocilloporidae
Source: the annotation of a GenBank genome assembly